GAGUUGGGCAUGCGCACAUACUGCAAGGGGCGUGAGAUCAGGAAGCCAUAUUGUCCUGGCUCACGUAAAGUGUACUUGUCAUAUUUAUUAUUAGUUGUGUGUACAUGCUAAUAGUAGGACAUAUCACUAAAAUCAUCACUUUUUCCCUGUAAUAAGUCAACGCGCUGCGUUUUGUUUUGUUUUUCUCGGAAGCAUACAUUUCACUAUUGAUUAUUUUUACUUGGCCAGGGUGUAAAUAAUUCCCCCUACAAUCCAAGAUGGGCACUCGAGAUGAUGAAUACGAUUAUUUGUUUAAAGUGGUGCUGAUCGGGGAUUCGGGCGUGGGUAAGAGCAACCUGCUGUCACGCUUCACCCGCAAUGAGUUUAACCUGGAGUCCAAGUCCACGAUAGGCGUGGAGUUCGCUACCAGGAGCAUACAGGUUGAUGGUAAAACCAUCAAAGCCCAGAUCUGGGACACAGCAGGACAGGAGCGAUACAGAGCGAUCACAUCAGCGUACUACCGUGGGGCGGUGGGUGCUCUGCUGGUGUACGACAUCGCGAAGCAUCUCACCUACGAAAACGUGGAGCGCUGGCUGCGUGAGCUGCGCGACCAUGCCGACCAGAACAUCGUGAUCAUGCUGGUGGGCAACAAGUCUGACCUGAGGCACCUGCGUGCCGUGCCCACGGACGAGGCGCGUGCCUUCGCAGAGCGCAACGGCCUGUCUUUCAUCGAGACCUCUGCGCUCGACUCCACCAACGUGGAGACGGCCUUCCAAAACAUACUGACAGAGAUCUAUCGGAUCGUGUCCCAGAAGCAGAUCCGCGAGCAGCCGGAGGGCGACACGAUCAGACCGCAAAACGUGGAGCCCAUCGAUGUGAAGCCCACGGACCCGGGCAGCGUGCACAAGCAGUGCUGCCAGUGAUGACCCAGAAAUCUACCGCAUUGUGUCUCAGAAGCAGAUCCCGGACAGCCCCAAUGACGACACUCCGACCGGCAGCAUGAAGCCCAUCCACGUGGAGCCAACGGACGAGAGCGCCGCCGCCAAGAAGGCCUGCUGCAUGCCGUAGUGUGCGUGUGCGCGGGACGCUCGCCGGGACCUCGCCUGGUGCGUCGGGCGCGGGGCGCGUCACGCUGCCCCUCCCCCGGGGUCAAACUGGACUUUUCAGGGCCCCUACAUUCCGUUAUCGGUACUCUGCUGGAUUUAGUUUUUCAUUUUCCCAGUUUCUUUCAUCAUUGUAAAAAAUUGCACUCGCACGUUGCAUUUGAUUGGAGUUGCACUCUGCGUUUAAAGUGUUGGCUACGAAUUAAAUUUUGCAUUUCGUCGCGUAUGGAGAUGUGAGGUUUCUGCUUGGUCGCCUCUUUUCUGUCUGGAAAUAUUUUACACCGAGGUUUGUCUGAUACGUUGCCUUGUUUUCGUGAUUCCAAGUGAAGCUCACUGCUGUUUGUGUGUUUGUACAUAUUCAUAAUAGUGUAACUAACAGUGCUUUAGUGAUUUAUUAAUUACCGAGGCAUAAAUGAACUUUGUUAAUAUGUAAUUACAGGCACCCCUUUUUUUCAGUAAUGAGUUGUAUUGUAUGCUGUGUUGCUGGAUAAUGUUUGCAUAUUAGCAUUGUUUUCCGGUUUUGCUAUGUCUAGACUUGUAAUUUAAGAACAAAUAAUGUUUAUUUUUUAUUUUUCUGGUGCUGUGGGGGUUAUUUUUUGUACUGCUACUGGACUCGCCACCGACGGACAAUGCACGCGAUGUCACGUUGCACCCACGUCAUUGGAGCUGAGUUUGAAGGUCUUGGAUAGACACAUAUACAUAGGUAUUUAAGGUUAUCUAUCAUAGAAUUUUUAUUUAUAUUCAUGGAUAAAUUAAACUUAUGGCUUCUUGUUUUUCUGCUUUCAAUUUGUGCUGAGAAAUUCUACAAUGUGGGUGUUCUUUAUAUAUUUUUUUUUUGUUCCUCAUAGUGAGAAAAAAAGAAAUAUAUAUAUGUACGUUCUGACUAAGAAAAUGAAAUGGUUUGAUCUUUAUGUACAUUAAAAAAAAUUGUGGUUAAAUAAAUAUUUACAUCUUCAGAAUCCUCUUAACACCAUGUCAAUAGCACGUAGACAGGCUGGGUCACCAACAUUACUAGAGAUGAAAUCUGCUUCAGAAAUUUACCAUUUUUUUUCCACUGGGGGGUUGUGUGAAUUUGGGUAAGUGUUAAGUGAAUGAUUUUGAUGUGGAACAAAGUGUGUGGGCCUAGUGAACUAGCAAUAACAAUAUUAUGGUAUAAAUCAUGUGUUAUUAAACAAAAUAUUGCUGCUUAUUUAAAA
Molecule: messenger RNA, 2278 nt
Organism: Bacillus rossius redtenbacheri
Lineage: Eukaryota; Metazoa; Arthropoda; Insecta; Phasmatodea; Bacillidae
Gene: Rab11
Product: ras-related protein Rab-11A
Exons: 6
Coding region: 258-902 (214 amino acids)
Biological process (GO): exocytosis
Cellular component (GO): recycling endosome; Golgi apparatus
Molecular function (GO): GTPase activity; GTP binding
Source: RefSeq, a predicted model, not a curated record